Cetraspora pellucida is the source of this 491-nucleotide messenger RNA. Lineage: Eukaryota; Fungi; Glomeromycota; Glomeromycetes; Diversisporales; Gigasporaceae. The record is from the annotation of a GenBank genome assembly.
GCUUAUGAAGCAAAGGCACAUAAGCUUAAUACUAAUGUAAAUAAUUUUGAAGCAGAAAGUUCUGAUGAUAUUGACAGUCUUUCUGCUUGUGACGAGCUAGAAGAUUAUGAUAGUGAUGACGGUCUUCCUGCUCAUAAUGAGCUAAUUGAGAAUAAUGAUGCUGAAAACAUUGUAAAAAAACUUCAAGAUGCUGCAAAUAAAUAUUACUGGGAAUGUGAUUCUAACCAAACCCGUAGACUACGUUAUUUAGGAAACUCAGUUCGAACUAAAAGAAGAAAAAAACAGCAACAACAUAAGGCAGCAAAAGGAACCUCUACAUUACAUACUUUCUGGGUCCAAAAAAAAUCUUCUGAAGAAACUAGUGAAGCAGAAUUGUAUGAUGAUGUUGAUGAACGAUUAGAGAAUGAAAGACAGUUAGAAAAAUUUGAUGAUGAACAGUUGGCAAAUAAAGGAUGGUUGGAAGAAGUUGAUGAGAAUGAUAUUGGAGAAAU